Molecule: messenger RNA, 1026 nt
Organism: Capsella rubella
Lineage: Eukaryota; Viridiplantae; Streptophyta; Magnoliopsida; Brassicales; Brassicaceae
Product: peroxygenase 2
Molecular function (GO): monooxygenase activity; calcium ion binding
Source: RefSeq, a predicted model, not a curated record
UCAUUAGUCUUCUCACUGUAGAGAGAGAUAUAGAAAAAUGACGACAAUGGAGAGGAUGGAGAGAGACGCAAUGGAGACGGUGGCUACCUAUGCUCCGGUCACUUAUCACCGCCGUGUUCGUGGUGACUUGGAUGACACACUUCCUAAACCUUAUUUGCCGAGAGCACUACAAGCACCGGACAUGGAACACCCGCAAGGAACACCAGAGCAUAGGCACAAUGGCCUUAGUGUUCUUCAGCAACAUGUAGCUUUCUUCGAUUUGGAUGAUAAUGGCAUCAUUUAUCCCUAUGAAACUUUCUCUGGGUUCCAGUUACUCGGUUUCAAUUUACUAGCGUCACUUAUCUUAACUACCGGUAUCCACAUAGCUCUAAGCUAUGCUACUCUCCCGGGAUGGUUACCGUCUCCGUUCUUGCCUAUAUAUAUACACAACAUUCACAAGGCAAAGCACGGAAGCGACUCUAAAACAUAUGACAAUGAAGGAAGGUAUACACCAGCGAAUCUUGAGUUGAUGUUUAGCAAAUAUGCGAGGACAGUGCCAGAUAAGUUGAGUCUUGGAGAACUAUGGGACAUGACUGAAGGAAACCGCGAUGCCUUCGACUUUUUUGGAUGGCUAGCGAGCAAAGUGGAAUGGGGAGUAUUGUAUGUGUUAGCGAGUGAUGAAGAAGGAUUCUUGUCAAAAGAAGCCAUAAGGCGGUGCUUUGAUGGAAGCUUGUUUGAUUAUUGCGCCAAGAACUACGCUGAGGUGAAGGAGUACAAGACGCAGUACUACUGAUCAUCAUCACUUGAACUAGUGUGGAAACUCAAAAGUUGUUUUACGAUGUUUCUAGUUUCGUUUGGUUGGUUAGAAACCCUGCAUAGAUUGGAACAGAAGGCUUCCUUUUAUAAAGUUUUUUUUUUUGGUACAAAGACUUCUGACUAUUUUAGUUUUACAUGAUCAAAACCCCAUUUCAUAAAGAAGACAGAGAACUAUUAAACAUUAAAGAGAGGUCCUACGAACAGAAACAGACAAAAAAAAAAAAAAAAAAA